This is a messenger RNA of Alnus glutinosa, 4295 nucleotides long. Its product is annotated as insulin-degrading enzyme-like 1, peroxisomal. Gene Ontology annotation, biological process: peptide catabolic process. NCBI's taxonomy places the organism in Eukaryota, Viridiplantae, Streptophyta, Magnoliopsida, Fagales, Betulaceae. The transcript is spliced from 24 exons. Gene Ontology annotation, molecular function: metal ion binding; metalloendopeptidase activity. Bases 1612 to 4125 code for a protein of 837 amino acids. The record is from RefSeq and is a predicted model, not a curated record. Gene Ontology annotation, cellular component: mitochondrion; cytosol.
UGAAGAAUACUUAUUAAGGUUUCUUUUGGUUCUUGAGGCAACUUCUUAAACUGUUUUUGUAAAAAGGCUUAGAAUAAAAUUAGGGAGCAUUAGGCAAUAAGCCCUGUUCUCAGCAGAGCUUCAAUUCCUUUUUGGAAAUACUACUUUGUUGAAUUUUUACCUGUAAAGAUGAAUUAUUUAAAAGAGUUUGUGCUCAUUGAGCGUCCAGAUUACAAGCUAAUUGUAAUGUGAGAUGAGCAGGAGUGUUUCAGUAAUGAUCAAAAGAAUUCAAAGCACUCUCUCUCUCUCCUAUCCCUCUCUACCAAAACCUAGGUCACUUCACUGAUUUUGUCUAGGGGGAGGAGGGCUCCUCCCUCCCUCCUCCUCUUCCGAUUCUCUUCUUGCUUAAAUCUACUUGUUUCUCUUUUUCCUUUUGGUCUUUUUUUGGGUUCUCUGCUUUGGGGGUAGUUCUGCGGUGGUUGGGAUUUCGUCUGCUCUCAAGCGUCCCGUCUGAGGCAUCACCGGCUGUUUCUUGUAAGUUCUGUCGUCAGCGUUUUGUGGUUGGCCGCCGCGCCGGUGUGCGUGGCUUUUGCUUCUUGGGGUGUAGAUCUACGGUUUUUGGGCCCUCCUCUCCGUGCACGCGCCUCACCGGUGGGCUCUCCGUCGUCGUCCGGCUCUUCCCCGCCGUCGGGUCUGCCGCGUGUGUCUACCACGCGCCGUCCCGGCGCGCGCGGCCGUGUGAGAUCCGGAAGUUUGGGUGUUAGAUCUACGGCGUUUGGGGACCUUUUCUCCACGCACGCGCCGCUCCGUUGGCUUCACCGGCAAUUUCCGCUUGUCUCUGGCUCGUUCCGCCACGUGCCGGCGCCGAUAGCCGCGCGUAGCCGUCACGCGCCGGCGCCACUGCAGUUUUUUUUUUGGUUUUGUUUUUUGGUUUUUUCUUUGUAACUCGGGUUUUGGGUGUUUCACGUGGGUUUCGGGUUGUUGUGUGGGUUUUGGGGGUUUCCUUGGGCUUAGGGGGUUUUCUUGUAUUAGGGGGGUCUUGGGUUUUACUGUAUUAUGGGGUUCUAUUGUAUCUUGGGGGGUUUUAUUGUAUUAGGGGGUCUUGGGUUUUAUUGAAUUACGGGGGUUCUAUUGUAUCUUGGGUGUUUGUUGGAGAUUUUUAUUGUAUUUUGGGUGUUUGAUGGGGGCUUUUUUUAUAUUUUGGGUCUCUUGUGGGUUUUGGGAGUUGUGGGUUUGUAGUUUUCUGUGGGUUUUCUUGGGUUUUUUUUAUGUGAGCUAGUUGAGUUGUCCAUUUGUAAAUCUCCAUGUGUAUUUAGGGGCGCUUUACGCUUUUUUAAUGAAAUUAUAAAAAAGAAAAAAAAAUGUGAGAUGAGCAGUAAGAUUCAAGAGUAUGUUGUAUUUUAUUGAAGUUUUCAGGACUUCCAAGACUUGGAGAAAACUACAUGGAUGUUGAGAGGCUAUACAGAUGGUCUUUGAAUACCACAAUGAAAUUUGGAGACCGUUAGCUUUUUGCAUGGUGGCAGAACAAAUGCUUUUACAUCUUCAGAGCACACCAACUAUCACUUUGAAGUUAACGCUGAUGGUUUUGAAGAGGCUUUUGACAGAUUUGCUCAGUUCUUUAUUAGACCUUUGAUGUCAGCUGAUGCUACCAUGAGGGAAAUUAAAGCUGUUGAUUCUGAGAAUCAGAAAAACUUGUUGUCUGAUGCUAGGAGAAUGAACCAGCUUCAGAAACAUUUAAGUAAGGAGGGUCAUCCUUUUCAUAAAUUCAGCACAGGGAACUGGGAUACCUUGGAGGUUAGACCAAAAGCAAGAGGAAUUGAUACAAGACACGAGCUUAUCAAAUUCUACGAAGAAAAUUAUUCUGCCAACCUUAUGCAUCUGGUUGUAUAUGCUAAAGAAAAUCUUGAUAAAAUUCAAAACCUGGUGGAGGAAAAGUUCCAGGACAUUCGAAACACUGAUCGAAGUUCUCUCCAUUGUCCUGGUCAGCCUUGUGCAUUGGAACAUUUACAGAUUCUUGUCAGAACUGUCCCUAUAAAAGAAGGUCAUAAAUUGAGAAUUAUAUGGCCAAUAACUCCGGAGAUUCACCAUUACAAGGAAGGGCCAUGCAGGUACCUUGGUCAUCUUAUUAGCCAUGAAGGAGAAGGAUCUUUGUUUUACAUCUUGAAAGCAUUGGGUUGGGCCACGGGAUUAUCUGCAGGUGAAGCAGCUUGUGAUUUGGAGUUUGCAUUUUUCAAAGUAAUAAUUGAUCUUACUGAUGCUGGUCACGAGCACAUGCAAGCUAUUAUUGGAUUGCUAUUCAAAUAUAUUCACCUUGUACAGCAGUCCGGCAUUUGCAAAUGGAUAUUUGAUGAGCUUUCAGCUGUUUGCGAGACAAAGUUCCAUUAUCAAGACAAAAUUUCUCCUCUAGAUUAUGCGGUCAAUGUUGCAUCAAAGAUGCAGAUGUAUCCCCCUAAAGAUUGGCUGGUGGGGUCAUCAUUGCCUUCUAUAUUCGGUCCAGACACUAUUCAGAUGGUACUGAAGGAGCUCUCUAUUGACAAUGUUCGAAUCUUUUGGGAAUCAAAAAACUUUGAAGGUCAUACAGACAAAGUUGAGCCAUGGUAUGGAACUGCAUAUGUCAUUGAGAAAAUUACUGGCUCCAUGAUUCAGGAAUGGAUGCUAUGUGCUCCUAAUGAAAAUUUGCAUUUACCAGCACCCAAUGUGUUCAUUUGCACUGAUCUUUCACUUAAGAGUGCUCAAGAGAAGGUCAAAUUUCCGGUUCUGUUAAGAAGGUCAUCCUAUUCAAGAUUAUGGUACAAGCCUGAUACAAUGUUUUCUACUCCUAAAGCAUAUGUUAAGAUAGAUUUCAAUUGUUCCCAUGCUGGCAACUCUCCUGAAGCAGAAGUUCUGACUCAUAUUUUUACACGGUUGUUAAUGGAUUACUUGAAUGAAUAUGCUUAUUACGCACGGGUUGCUGGUCUAUAUUAUGGCAUAAACCAUGCAGAUUGUGGUUUUCAGGUGACUCUGGUUGGUUACAAUCACAAACUGAGGAUUUUAUUGGAAGCUGUAGUGCAAAAAAUUGCAAGCUUCAAAGUAAAACUUGACAGGUUUUCUGUGAUAAAGGAAAUGGUAAUGAAGAAGUACAAAAAUUUCAAGUUCCAACAACCCUGUCAGCAGGCUAUGUACUAUUGCUCUUUAAUACUGCAAGACCACACAUGGCCUUGGAUGGAAAAACUUGAGGUUCUUCCUCAUCUUGAAGCUGAAGAUCUUGCAAAAUUUGCUCCAGUGAUGCUCUCAAGGGCUUUCCUUGAGUGUUAUAUUGCAGGAAACAUUGAAAACAGUGAAGCAGAAUCGAUGAUCCAUCAUAUUGAAGAUGUUUUAUUUAGUGGUCCAAACCCUGUAUGCCAACCUUUAUUCUCAUCGCAACAUGCGGCAAAUAGAGUUGUUAAACUUGAAAGGGGCAUGAGUUACUUCUACCCUGCGGAAGGGCUUAAUCCUAAUGAUGAGAAUUCUGCCCUUGUUCACUAUAUUCAGGUUCACCGUGAUGAUUUUGUGCUGAAUGUGAAGCUUCAGCUUUUUGCCCUCAUUGCAAAGCAACCAACCUUCCACCAGCUUAGGUCAGUUGAGCAGCUUGGGUAUAUUACUAAGCUCAUGCAGAGGAAUGAUUCUGGUGUCCGUGGAGUGCAGUUUAUCAUCCAAUCCACAGUAAAGGGUCCUGGAGUUAUUGACUCAAGAGUUGAGGCAUUUCUCAAGACAUUUGAGAGUAAACUUUAUGAGAUUACCAAUGAUGAAUUCAAGAGUAAUGUGAAUGCAUUAAUCGACAUGAAGCUUGAGAAGCACAAGAACUUGAGUGAAGAAUCUGGAUUUUUCUGGCAAGAGAUUUAUGGUGGGACCCUCAAGUUUGAUAGGAGAGAAUCUGAGGUUGCAGCAUUAAGGCAGCUGGAAAAACAAGAUUUGGUCGAUUUUUUCAAUGAGCAUAUAAAAGUUGGUGCACCUCAGAGGAGGACUUUAAGUGUAGGAGUGUAUGGAAACCGACACAGUUCGGAGUACACGACAGAUAAAAGUGAACCACAACGCUACUCUAUGAAAAUAGACGAUAUAUUCAGUUUCAGAAGAUCACAGCCUCUUUAUGGUUUAUUCAGAGGAGUCUCUGGUCAUGUGAAAUUGUAGAGAUAGAGUUGAGCUGCACCAAAAUUAGCAAACAAACAGAACUUCUGCCAUCUCAAUGUACCAUAGUAGUGGAAGAAUGUUGAAACAAAUAUUUUGAAAAUUAAUCGCAAAACAUGGACUGUAUAUGCAUGUAAAUAAGUGAUUGCCUAAUAUAUAUGUUUAUACACUCA